CAGAGAAGUUUCAGACUUUGUACUUUUUACAUGUAUUGAAAGUUGAAACUAACGGCGUUAAGUCUCCUUUUUGGUCUAUUUAAACUGUAAUUCUGAAUAGUGAUGCAACUAACAUUGCAAUUGCUACAACUGUACACACACGACACACACAGCAACAAUAACAAUGGCGGCAACAGCGAAACCGGUGAUGGUCGUCGGAGUUGAUGAUAGCGAGCAGAGUUUUUUCGCACUGGAGUGGACGUUGGAUCACUUCUUUGUAUCCUCUGCUCCACAUCAUCCCUUCGAACUAAUCAUCGUUAACAGCAAACCUACUCCUCCUUCUUCCAUUGGAUUCGCCGUUCCAGGUGUGGAAGUUUUGUCGCAUGUGGAUGUGGAUUUGAAGAACAUCGCUGCUCGAGUUAUCGAAAGGGCAAGGGAGAUUUGCCUUUCUAAAUCGGUGAAUGAUGCGACACUAGAGAUUGUGGAAGGGGAUGCGAGAAACAUCCUGUGUGAUGCUGUGGAGAGGUACCAUGCCACCAUACUGGUUGUUGGAAGCCAUGGUUAUGGAGCAAUAAAAAGGGCGGUUUUAGGAAGUGUAAGCGACUAUGUUACCCAUCAUGCUCACUGCACAGUCAUGGUAGUGAAGAAGCCCAAGGCUUAGCUUAAUUAACACGAAUUCAAGAUAUCUUGCCCCAUGGCAUGGCAUGGCAUAUAUGGUAUCCAUCAUCAUUAGUUACCUUUUCUGCUUAUCUUUCAUCUGCGCUCCCCAUGGCUGCAGUUUUUUUGCUUUGAAAUAUUGUCAACAGUCUAACAUCGCUGUUGAUCGUGGUAGUAUGUAUGUAUGUAUGUUUAAUGUUUGUUCAAUUUCAUAAACUUAUUUUCAUUUGAGCAAUCUAUAUAUGUGUUUCCUUCAUUUUAAUCGUUACGAAUAACAUGUUUGCGUGUGUUUUGGACGUGCAAAUUAAUAUGGAUAUUCCAUUUCCGUACAACACAUUCAUUGUUGGUGACAUAUAAAUAGCAACAAGUACUGGUUUCACUAUCAAUCCAUGGUGAUGAUGUAAAACGUAGAUGGGUUCCCUAUAAUUUAUAAUCAGCUUUGGAACUAUGAGGACAUGCAGUUUUGAUAAUGCUAUUUGGAGAAAAUUAAACCAGUGUUUAUGCAACCAAAAAAAAAGCAACAUAAAAACACUACUACUACUACUACAAAGUACAAAUACAACGGUAAUUUUGCAUUCACAUCACAGCCCACAAUUACAAAUGUAACUCUUACAAACGAGAAUCCUUUUUUAUAUAUUUUUUUUAAAAAAAUCAAUGGUUCAUUUGGAAUUUUACGUAUUUUGUAAAAUCCAGCAUUAAUUUCCCUCUUUCCUUAAUUGUAUUCUGUAG
Messenger RNA from Lactuca saligna, 1365 nucleotides. The record is from the annotation of a GenBank genome assembly. Lineage: Eukaryota; Viridiplantae; Streptophyta; Magnoliopsida; Asterales; Asteraceae.